AUGCCCUUGCAGUCCGUUGAAUUGCACACCCGCGAAACAGUCAAAACUCUGGUCGGGUAUAUGAUCGCCCAGGGCAAGUCCGAUUACCUCGGCGAACGUGUCACCCAACUCGAACAUUCUCUCCAAUGCGCCCACCUUGCGCGUAAGGAUCCCGUAUACGGCCAAGAUGACGAAAUAGUCAUCGCCGCCUUGCUCCACGACGUUGGUCGCUUCAUUCCAGCGGCCCAGAAGAUGGAUAAGAUGUACGCAGCCGACGGCGAAUAUCUUGGGCGGAUGAGCCAUGACGUUGUCGGCGAGUAUUACUUGCGUACUAUUGGUUUCAGUGAUAAAGUGGCUGAGUUGGUUGGCGCCCAUGUCAUGGCUAAGCGGUAUUUGACGGCCACUGACAAGGAUUAUUAUGACUGGUUGAGUGAGGCAAGCAAGAGGACGUUGGGAUACCAGGGGGGACCUUUCAAUGAAGCUCAGGUCAGAGAGGUGCAGAAAGACCCCUUGCUCGAAGCAAAGCUCGCCGUAAGACGGUGGGAUGAUUUGGCGAAGGUGCCAAAUAUUGAGGUUCCUGAUUUGUCAGCUUAUGAAGAGACAAUCUAUCAUUGUCUAUUAGAAUCACGCACCCAGUUCACUUUGCAUUCUAGACAAUACAACUUGCCCAUCCAACCAACGGUGGUGAUUUGUAUCGACGGCUUCGAUCCAGAGUAUCUCGAAUCAGGAAUUCUGCCAACAUUCAACCACUUCGUUGAGAAUGGCUUCCAUGCCACAGCAAAGAGCUGUAUGCCGUCCUUCACCAAUCCAAACAACGUGUCGAUCAUUACUGGUGCGCCACCGUCUAUCGGCAUUGCUGGUAACUUCUUUCUUGAUCGGGAAACGGGCAAGGAAACUAUGAUUACCGAUAGUCUCUUGAGAGGUUCUACCAUUCUGGAGCAAAUGUCUUGUCGUGGGGUGAGAGUGGCUGCAGUCACGCACAAGGAUAAGCUCCGGAAGAUAUUAGCCCAUGGUCUCAAAGGUGCAAUCUGUUUUUCUGCAGAAUGUGCUCGCGACUGUACCCUUGAGGAGAAUGGGAUCGAAAACGUCGAAGAAUGGAUUGGAAGACAAGCGCCGAGUCAAUACUCAGGAGACUUGUCUUUGUUUGUGCUCGAUGCUGGAAUCAAGCUCCUAGAGGAAGGAAAAUCUGAUUUCUUAUACCUCACUCUUUCCGACUAUAUUCAACAUAAAUAUCCACCAGGACCUGACGAAGCCGACGAGUUUAUGGGUGCGAUUGACGCACGUUUGCAAAAGCUGGCUUCCUUGGCUCCGAUUGUCGGUGUUACGGGCGAUCACGGCAUGAGCCGAAAGUCAAAUGCAGAUGGAGAACCAAACGUUCUGUUCCUGGAGGACAAACUGCAUGAAAAAUUCGGAGCUAGAUCAGCUCGCGUGAUCUGCCCCAUUACGGACCCUUUUGUUCGCCAUCACGGUGCUUUGGGGUCAUUUGUUCGAGUGUACCUCAAAGAUUUAACAACACUUGGUUCAACGCUCGCAUAUUGCAAAUCGCUUCCUGAAAUCGAAGUUGCGAUAACGGGCAAGGAAGCCGCAGAAAUCUACAAUAUGCCCCUAGAUCGUGAAGGGGACAUUGUGGUGGUAUCCAAGCCCGAGGCGGUGAUCGGCACACGGAAGUCAGAGCACGAUCUAUCAAAAGUGAGAGACUAUACUCUCCGGUCUCACGGUGGCCUAAGUGAGCAAGAUAUCCCCAUUAUCAUGAACAAACGAUUCAGCAAUGAAGCCAGGGCAGCAUCCGCAGCAAGAACUUGGAGAAAUUUUGACGUCUUUGAUCUCACGUUAAACUGGUCGAGGUGGUAG
Molecule: messenger RNA, 1830 nt
Organism: Talaromyces stipitatus ATCC 10500
Lineage: Eukaryota; Fungi; Ascomycota; Eurotiomycetes; Eurotiales; Trichocomaceae
Exons: 3
Coding region: 1-1830 (609 amino acids)
Molecular function (GO): phosphonoacetate hydrolase activity
Source: RefSeq, a predicted model, not a curated record